CCAAGAAAUCGAAAGAGGAAAAACAAGUGAAGGAGAGCAAUGGGAUGGAGCUGAAAGAAGCUCAAGAACACAUUGGGACCUUAAAAAAGCUUCAAGAGAAGGACCCGGAGUUCUACGAGUUCUUGAAAGAACACGAUAAGGAACUGCUCGAAUUCGACGAAGACGACCUGGAC
This is a messenger RNA of Striga hermonthica, 173 nucleotides long. NCBI's taxonomy places the organism in Eukaryota, Viridiplantae, Streptophyta, Magnoliopsida, Lamiales, Orobanchaceae. The record is from the annotation of a GenBank genome assembly.